AUGCUGCGCCGGCUGCGGGGCUUCGUGCUGUCCGAGGCGGCCUGCGGGGACGCCGAGCCGCCCGCGUGCUACGAGACGCUCUUCCGGACGCUGGACCGCAACGGGGACGGCGUGGUGGACAUCGGCGAGCUGCAGCAGGGCCUCGCGAGCCUGGGCCUCCCCCUGGGCCCCGACGCCGAGGAGAAAAUUUUUACUACUGGAGAUACCAACAAAGAUGGAAAGCUGGAUUUUGAGGAAUUUAUGAAAUACCUUAAAGACCAUGAAAAGAAAAUGAAGUUGGCAUUUAAGAGUCUGGACAAAAAUAAUGACGGAAAAAUCGAGCCUGCAGAGAUCGUCCAGUCUCUGGAGAUGCUGGGGCUUACUAUUUCUGAAAAGCAAGCAGAGCUGAUUCUACAAAGCAUCGAUGCUGAUGGGACAAUGACAGUGGACUGGAAUGAGUGGAGGGACUACUUCUUAUUCAAUCCCGUGACAGACAUCGAGGAAAUUGUCCGUUUCUGGAAGCAUUCUACGGGUAUUGACAUAGGGGAUAGUUUAACCAUUCCGGAUGAAUUCACAGAAGAUGAGAAAAGGUCAGGCCAGUGGUGGAGGCAGCUUUUGGCAGGAGGUGUUGCUGGUGCGGUUUCCAGAACCAGCACGGCCCCUUUGGACCGCCUGAAGGUCAUGAUGCAGGUUCAUGGUUCAAAGUCAAUGAACUUAUUUGGGGGCUUUCAGCAGAUGAUAAGAGAAGGCGGCAUCUGUUCCCUUUGGAGAGGAAAUGGUACAAAUGUUAUUAAAAUCGCUCCUGAGACAGCUGUUAAGUUCUGGUCAUAUGAACAGUACAAGAAGUUGCUUACUGAGGAAGGACAAAAAAUAGGAACCUUUGAGAGAUUUCUUUCUGGUUCUAUGGCUGGAGCAACUGCACAGACCUUUAUUUACCCCAUGGAGGUUUUGAAAACCAGACUGGCUGUAGCCAAAACUGGUCAAUACUCAGGAAUAUAUGGCUGUGCUAAGAAGAUUUUAAAGCAUGAAGGCUUUGGAGCUUUUUACAAAGGCUACGUGCCUAACUUAUUGGGCAUCAUACCUUACGCAGGCAUAGAUCUUGCUGUGUAUGAGCUCCUGAAGACCUACUGGCUGGAUAAUUUUGCAAAAGACUCUGCCAACCCCGGCGUCAUGGUGCUGCUGGGCUGUGGUGCCUUAUCCAGCACCUGUGGGCAGCUGGCCAGCUACCCGCUGGCGUUGGUGAGGACGCGCAUGCAGGCUCAGGCCAUGGUAGAAGGAGCCCCACAGCUGAACAUGGUUGGCCUUUUUCAACGCAUAGUUUCCAAAGAAGGGAUAUCAGGACUUUACAGAGGCAUCACUCCGAACUUUAUGAAGGUGCUUCCUGCCGUCGGCAUCAGUUACGUGGUGUAUGAACAUAUGAAACAGACAUUAGGGGUAACCCAGAAAUGACACGUUGACCUCCUUGAUUUAGCAUGAUGAUUGAGCAUUUCAGCGUCUUCUGCAGUGACUUCUAGAACUGCAAUAAGUCUAUGGCAAAAGAAGCUGCAUUUCCCCCCUCCCCCAAACAGGAAGAGCACACCAGUGAUCAUUUUAAAUAUCCGGGCUCAGUUUUAUCUGCAAUGUUAAAAAAAAAUCACAGUUUUAAUAAGUUUAUAAGAGGCUACAAAAUUGUACUGAUCAGUCCUUCUGCAGGUCUGGGCCCUUCAGUUCUAAACCUGAAAAUGUACUUGCUUGAAUUAAAUUUGUUUUGUGUGUUAGUA
Jaculus jaculus (lesser Egyptian jerboa) is the source of this 1739-nucleotide messenger RNA. RefSeq names its product calcium-binding mitochondrial carrier protein SCaMC-1. The transcript has 10 exons. Gene Ontology annotation, biological process: transmembrane transport. Gene Ontology annotation, cellular component: mitochondrial inner membrane. Gene Ontology annotation, molecular function: calcium ion binding; ATP transmembrane transporter activity. The record is from RefSeq and is a predicted model, not a curated record. Bases 1 to 1428 code for a protein of 475 amino acids. Lineage: Eukaryota; Metazoa; Chordata; Mammalia; Rodentia; Dipodidae.